AUGAAUAUGCAAACAUCUGUUUCAGUCAACUCACCAUUAUCAACAAUGUCCACUACAUCUAUUCUGGAUGCAACUCCUAUACCAACCCAACCAAUACCCAAGAAAUCACAACAAAUUCGAACCGACAAACCAAGACCUCAUGUAUGUGCCAUUUGUACCAGAGCUUUUGCUAGAUUAGAACAUUUAAAACGCCAUGAAAGAGCCCACACAAAUGAAAAACCAUACCAAUGUGCCGCCUGUGGCCGUUGUUUUGCCCGUCGAGAUUUAGUAUUGAGACAUCAGCAGAAAUUACAUACAGAUUUACCUCAUGUGAUAAGACGAGGCUCUUCCAAAGAUAAUGAAAUCAACGAACAUAUUAAUGUAUUGCAUAACAACACUGAUGCUAAUGCUCCGCUUCCAAAUAACACCAACAACAGCAACAAUAACAGCCGAAAUAACAGUGUCAGCAAGUCGGAUACAGUGGAAAAACCCGUAUUUCGAACAACACUUUUUGGAGCAGCACAAUACAGUCUGCCUAACCACGAUGAAGACGCUACAUCCAUGUCAAAUUCUCCACGUCCAAGUAUAACAUUACACAGUAGUAACAAUCAUAGAAGUAGUGUUUCAUUUGGAUCAUCAAAUACUCCACCAGCUGUAACUACCGCGAACGGAAAAGUUGAACAACCAGUGCCAAAUGGCAACAGAAGGAAAAGUAAACUGCUGCGUCAACAACCCACACCAGAUUCUCCCCAAAAUAAGAAAUUCAAAGCUUCAGUAUCACCAGUGGGAAAUGGAUUGGUCAGCGCUAUUCCUACCCACAUUGGUCACAACUAUAGACACGCGUCGUAUUCUGCUGCAUCUGGUCCUUGUUAUUCUAGUUUUAAAGAGGAAUUUUUGGAUACUCCAAGUCAUGUUGAAUUCGCCACUCCACAGCUUGGUCCACACCAAGAAGACUUCACCAAGUUUUUUGAGACAAACGGAUUGUUGGAUUGGGACUCUAUUGAUCACUUGGAUUUGAAUGAAGAAGGCAAAACUGCUAUGAAACAAAAAUCCAUCAAGAAUUUACAAGAAUUUUUCAAUGAUAAAUUAAAAUCUACUCAUAUGCAGCAUUCACAAAGUGUACCAUUUGAAAUUGGUAUGGAUGUACUUCAUUCCUACAACAAUCUCAAUAGACAUUCUUCAAUUCCACAACCACCUCAAAUUGCACCCCAACAAAUCCAUAGUCAACCACCACCUCCACCUCAACAACAAGUGCAACCACCAGAAGUGCAACAACAUCAGAACAACAACCACCACCACCACCACCAAUCUCCUCCACAACACAUUUCGCCUCAUUCCAUGACAGAUUCUGUUUCAUCUACAAAGAGUAUUAAUCCACAACAAUUGAAUCAUAACGGACAGACAACCACGCCUGCUAUUGCAAAUGGCAACCACAAUACCAAUGCAAAUACAGAUAUCAAUCAAAAUGAAUGGUUUAGAGAUUUGGUUUUUCCACCAUUUGAUUUGAACUUACCAUUUAGUGCUCACGCAAGCACAGAGGAUUUGCGCGGUUUUUUUGGUUCAACCAGUUUAUUGGCAGACACUAAUGAAGCAUACCGUAAACAAUUGAACAGCAACAGCAACAGCAACAACAACAACAACAAUCAUAUUUUGCCAUAUACACAAGCUCAUAUCAACCACGCAUCCGAGUUUUCAGUUAAUUAUUCUACUAGUUUCUUUUUGGAAGAUACUUUAUUGAUUACUGCCGAACUUAGAGAGAGAAUAAUUGAAAUGAGUAACAUCGAGGAAAAAGAUUUACCACCGUUGAAUGAUUUGAAACGUUAUGUUCAGUUGUAUGAUUAUGGUUUCAACAAGUAUUUCCCAUUCAUUCACUUGCCAUCAUUGAAGAAUCCAAGAAAUCACAACCUUGAAACUAUCCCAUUGUUGUUGGCAAUUGCUGCCAUUGGUGCAUUAUAUGAUUAUAAUGAUACCGAUACAUUAGUUUUGUUUAAUUUGUCCAAGUUUCAUAUUCAAAACUUUUUUGAAAGGGAGAUCACUUUGAAUAAUUUGCAUUUCAAAAAAGUCCCAUUGAUGGCUCAUCAAUGUCUUGUGUUGCAUAUUUUCAUUUCAAUUUUCCUCAAUGAACCAAAUAUGAUGGAUACAACUUCUAGACAAAUCAAGUCAAUGAUUGGUUUAAUCAAAUCAACCAGCUUCAAUGAACCAUUAGAAAAGUUGAUUAUCCCACCACCACCAGCCAUUCCAGGGUCAGCUGGAGAUAAAACAUUAAUUCAAAAGAAUUAUGAUUAUUUCAUUAUGGCUCAAUCUAGAAUUCGUACUUUACAUGCUUUUUAUUUCUUGCAAUCAUUUAGGACUAAUUUUGGUGGAGUCCCAAUUUUGUUUAAUUACAAUUUACUUCAUAGCGGUAGUUUCUGUACCAAUGAAAAAUUGUGGUGGAGCGAUGGUGCAAGUAGCUGGUAUAAUUUACUUGGCAAGAAUUUUCCAGGCAAAUGGUCUUUGGUUGAUGUUAGCAAUGGUAUUGGUAUGGAUAAGAUUGCUUCAUAUCUUGAUGAUCCUACUAGUGCACCUAAAGCAUUGUCAUACAACAAUCUACUUGAUAUGUUGUUUGUGCUUCAUGAACAAAUAACCACUGAGGUUGCUCGUUCUCCAGAACCAUUUAGCCAUUUGAUUUGGCAAGACAAAAAGAGACACUUUAAAGCAUUGCUCAACAAUUGGGAGGUUUUAUUUCAUCAGAAUCAUGGCACUUUGAAGAUCGUUACUGGUAAUAGAUCUAACCUUACUGUGAACCAUGAAUUGAAAUUGAUUCUUCCGUUGCACUUGAUUCUUCAGAUCAAAUUGGAAGUUAGAUUAACUUAUUCAAUGACUGCAGUUUUUCAUAGAGACUGGGAUGCCAUGAAUAAAGAUUUGGAUCUGUUGACCUAUAGAGAAUCCAAGUACAGUGUCUUGACUAAUGCUUUACCAUAUUGUUGUGAUAUGUUGGAAUUAUGGAUUUACAACAUUGAAACUAUCAAUUAUGAUGUUAGAGAAACAUCAAGAAGAACACCAGCCUUUUUCUGUUGUGGAAUUUUCACCAGUUCAAUUUUGAUUGCUACAUAUUUGGGGAAUCUAGAAAGAAACUGUACUACUCGAGAUCUUAGUAAUAUGGAAUUGAAGAAAUGGUUUGAAUGUCAAAAGAUGUUGUCUAAAUUGGAAACAGUAUUGAGUGUUAGUAUUAAGUCAGCUCAUCUGGAAUCAUUAAUUAAAGAAAUCAAAUCAACAUCAUCAGUUGGUGACGAAGUUAUCAAGAAAUUAUUACAAUUGAGUCAAGAACGUGAAGUUUGCGAUGAUGAGAUAUAUGAAGGUAAGAAUGUUGAAUCUAACAAAGCCAAAUUGGUACAAAUUAACAAGCAAAUUAAUCAACUGGUUAUUGAUGCCCAUAUUUCUAUCAAUUCUAUAUAUUUGGGGAUUAGAAUAUUAGCUGAUGUUCCUGUCUGGCCAUUAGCUAUGGUUUUCGCUGAUGCUUUAAAACACAGAGGAAUGCAUGUUGGUGCUUAG
Molecule: messenger RNA, 3510 nt
Organism: Candida tropicalis MYA-3404
Lineage: Eukaryota; Fungi; Ascomycota; Pichiomycetes; Serinales; Debaryomycetaceae
Exons: 1
Coding region: 1-3510 (1169 amino acids)
Biological process (GO): regulation of transcription by RNA polymerase II
Cellular component (GO): chromatin
Molecular function (GO): RNA polymerase II cis-regulatory region sequence-specific DNA binding; DNA-binding transcription factor activity, RNA polymerase II-specific
Source: RefSeq, a predicted model, not a curated record